This is a messenger RNA of Diorhabda sublineata, 3708 nucleotides long. RefSeq lists its product as uncharacterized. The coding region runs from base 18 to 1190 and encodes 390 amino acids. The record is from RefSeq and is a predicted model, not a curated record. NCBI's taxonomy places the organism in Eukaryota, Metazoa, Arthropoda, Insecta, Coleoptera, Chrysomelidae. The transcript is spliced from 7 exons.
UAUUCCAGCAAAAACAAAUGGGUUAUGUUAGUAUAAAAGCUAUUCAGGGCUGUAUGUGUGUUGGAUACUACGACUUAGUAUGUGUAUGUGAUGAUGAGAAUUACUUUAAACAUAGAAAUAAUUUAUUAGAAAUGACUCAGACUAUGCAGGACAAGCUUGAUAAGAAUGAACAUUUUUUUGAAGAUAAAUUGCCCGAAGACAAGAAACCUUGUGCUUGCACUACUUCAGAUGGUGUUCAACAUUCUAAAAUUAGCCCAAGAGCAGCUACCCUUCCUGAUUCCAGUUAUGAAGGUUCACUUGUAGUCCAUCCAAGAAUAAAAGCUAAAGAAUUUGAAUAUGCUGACAAAAAUGAAGGAUUUGAAGUGACUACAGCUGAAAAAGGUCUAAUAACAGCGAUACCCAAAACUAACAUAGUUUGUCAGUAUGAUAUGAAUUCGGUUAAAUGUACAGCUUUUCAAACUGAAUCUGAUCUGGUGAAUAAGGCGACUAGAAGAAGUGAACCCAUCAGCAAAUAUGUUGUUAAAGGAACAUCAACUUCCCCUCUACCUCUAGGAUAUACAAGAUCUGUUAAAGUGGAGGCAAUAUCUCAGGAUACUAAGAACACAUCUGAAGUAUAUAGAGAUAUUCAGGAUAAGUUAAAGGCUUUGGAAUAUGUGUGCCAAGAACAAAAAGACAAUAUAAAAAACUUCCAAAAGGAGCAAGCUGCUUUAGAGAGACAAAUUCAGGAAACCACUAGAUCAGAUCAACAAAGGGAAACAUGUGGAGCUUUAGCAAAUAAAGUGAAAAUACUCGAAAGGCGAUUGGCAAAAUAUAGCGAUAUUGCAGCCAAAGAUCUAGAAACUUCUAAAAACAACUCAUUGUUGAUCGAUAACAUGUUAGCAGAACGAGAAGAAGUACAGAAAAAGAUGGAACAAAUUAAUGAACUGGAAACUCAACUAGUUGAAUAUAAAAAGAAAGCAACUAAAGCAGAAGAGCUGAGAGGACAGCUAAGGAUGUUACAAAAAGAGAAUUCCCCAUAUUAUGAUACCAAAAAAAUCCAAUCGAGAUGUGUUGUACUUGAAAGUGAAUUAGAAAGUGUAACUGCGGAGAGAGAUGCUUUACAGAAGAAAUUUGGUAAAAGUUUACUUCAAAUUAUCAGCAAACAAUCGAAAAAUUUAAUUUUGUUUAAUCAAUACCUCUUCUACUUUUAGAAUUUGAUAUUGAUGAUUGAACACACUGUUUACUGCUAUUUUAUAUUAACAUUAUAUAGUCCUUCUAGCUGGAUGUAAAAGGCUGGACAAUUAUGGUGAAUAUCAUCUUUUUGAUAUUAGUAGUCAAUCAUCUGCUCAAAAAUCUAAUCAAAAAAGAACAUGCAGUCUGGGGAUACGCCGAUGACCUAGCGUUAAUUGUGUGGGGUAAACAUGAUGAUAUCAACUGCAAUCUUACAAUUGCAAUCGAUUUGGUAUGUCAAUGAAGGUUUGACCAUAAACCCCUCAAAGAUCACCUUAGUUCCAUUCACUAGAAUGGACGUGGUAGAAUUAGCUCUUAAUUCAAAUAUUUAUUUAAUUUCUCGAAGUAACCUACGAUCAGCGACCAACAUGGAGACAAUAUCUUCAAGCAGUAAGACAUAAGGCAUGAAGUGCUUUAUACAACUGCUGCGUAAUUGUCAGAGGAGAACGAGGGGCUUAAAACCAAAAUGUUGAACUAAAUGUACGAAUUCAUUGUGCGACCUAUCAUAAGAUAUGUAGCUUUCAUAGGAGAGUUUUCAUUCAAGAAUGAAAACCAAAAUUAGGGAAAAAAUCAUAGAUAAGUAGCAUAGGGUAACCUGCCUUGAGGUAACAGGCGCUACACGGUCAUGUUCCACGGCAGAACUACGAAUCAUUUUAGAUUUGUUUCUUUUGAAGAUCUUCAUAUAAAGUGAAGCCAUAAAGUGGACAAUAAAGGCAUACAAGAAACAGAACAUGAAGCUAGGAGACCUGACUGAGCACCUCAGCGUUCGGAAGAAAUGUAAGAAGUCUAUGUGAAACUAUGUUUUACAAGUCGACAGCAAUAGACAAUUGCAGAGAUUGCAUUCCCACGAGGAUCAUUAAUAUUGGAACUGAUGGUUCGAAAAUGGAAAGUGGACAAGCAGGGGCAGGAAUAUAUGGUCCAGGAAGUUAUUCCAAUGAGAUCAGAACCUUUCAUUUUACAUGUGGAAACAUACGCUAUUCUUACAUGCGCGGCUCGUUGGGCGCAACGUAACUACCGCAAUGCAAAGAUAUUCAUCCUAUCAGAUAGCAGAGCAUUCAAUCUUUGAACUCACUAGAAGCAAACAACAAAUUUACUCUAACGUAGGUGUGAUCACCUGGCAAAGAAAGGCGAGACAACUCCUUUCAUAGUCCCACAACCCAAAAAGCUUUUAAGUCAUGGUCAUGCAAAAGUGAGAAAUCGAGAAGAAACCAAAAACAUGCACCCGAGGUCUUAAACAAACGAAGAGAUUUCUUUCCUAUUCCACUAAUUGGACUUGCACCGUAAGCUCAGUGAACUACUGUCUGAAAAACAUCGGAGAAACUCCCGAAGCCGGGAGUCGUUUCUCUAAGGAACUAAAGGAAACCGCCGACUUUUUUUGGAGUGCGAGGCAUAAACAAAGACUACGGUUGUUAAUUCAAGCAUCCCUCAGACAGGUAGCUCCCUUUGCAAAGUCGUUGCUAUCUGACUGGCGAAUAGUCUGGGGUAUACAAUAGAUCAAUAGGUCAAAGUUUUAGCGAGGUAGAUUCACAGCCUUCACGCGCUAGCUCAUUAAUUUUGUAACAUAAACUAUUUGCUAGACUUGUCUAGAAUAUUUGUAAGCAUAUAUGUAGAUAUAUCAUAAUUACUUUAUGAACAUAGAUAACUGAAAAAUUGGAAUAAUUUAAUCAAAAAAAGUUCAACUACAGUAUAUAGUUGCUUUUUAAAGAAUAUAAUGUAUCAAGGUCAUCGGAAUAUGUGAAGGUGUAAGUUCUUGGUUAAUGUGUGCAUGCUUGCAUUGUCCUACUGCAAAAGGAGUUUUGAUUGAUUGAUUAAAUGCUGUCAUUUUUGUCACAUCUACAGUAAAUGGAGUGGGAAUUAACCUUUAAGAAGUAUUCAUUAUUUUCAUAUACCUUAUUUUUAGAUAUUAUGCAAGAUGAGAUGGACAGCUUAAGAGCGCAAGCUAAAGAAGUAGAAGUUUUAUUGGUGGAAAGAGAUAAAUUACAAAUAAAAUUGAACGAUUUAAUUCAUGUACAGAUCGACUACGAAAACCUUCAGCUUAAAUGCAAAUAUUUGGAAAAUUUAGCGAAAGAAAGAAACAUGUAUAAACAACAGUAUGAAUCACAGUUAAAUGUUAAAUGCGAAAAUGAGUCUUUAAAAGCCCAAGUAGAAGCAGCAUCGGUGAUACAAAAAGAAAAAGAUUUGCUGAAAAAGCAAGUGAUGGAUCUACAGUCUUAUAUAAUUGACCAAGAAAACAAUGCCAAGAUGCUUCUUAAACAAAUAGAUGGUCUAAUAAAGAACAAAGAUGAGAUCCAAUCAAAUAUGAACAAAGCUUUGGCAACUAUGAGAGCUGAGAUACAAAAAAAGGACAACCUAAUAGCUUCUGCGGAUAUUAGAUUAAAUAAAAUGCAAUCGGAAUUGAAGAAUUCCAUAGAAGGUGUAUUUUGCGAAACUAGUUGUUACAAGGCGAAAGUUAAAGACUUACAGAAUGAAUUGAAUGCAGCAAGAGAACACAUCGCACGC